Lodderomyces pseudojiufengensis is the source of this 1314-nucleotide messenger RNA. RefSeq lists its product as uncharacterized. The record is from RefSeq and is a predicted model, not a curated record. NCBI's taxonomy places the organism in Eukaryota, Fungi, Ascomycota, Pichiomycetes, Serinales, Debaryomycetaceae. The transcript has a single exon. The coding region runs from base 1 to 1314 and encodes 437 amino acids.
AUGGUUGACCCGCAAUUGAUAAGGACGCAUAAUGAAUUAAGGCUCGAACUAUCAAAAUUGGUGACAUCGAAUGAGCUUAGGGCUUUUCAAAUUACAACAGCCAUACUCAAACUAGGAUUAAUCAAACAAAAUCAGAUAGCCAGUAAAAAAGUAGUAAAAUCAAGUCCCAAGAAAAAGCAGAAAGGAGAGGAAACGUCCAGUCAUUAUUUUGAAAUAGAAUUAAACAAAUUGAAACAACAAUAUUCAACUGAGUCAAAAUUAAAAGAUGUCAAAUUAGAUUCAUUCAAAAAGGAAAACGAAAGAUUAAAAUCACAAAUUAAAAAAUUGAAUUCAACUAAAGACAAUAGGUCUAAAUCCUCAAAUUCUAACAGAAGUUCAAACUUUUUCAAGAGUCAAAGAAAUAGAGUACCUAGUGGAAAAUCAAUAUUUACCCCAGAUAAAUUCAAUUCAUCAAAUUCAACAAAUUUACCUUUUUACAAAAGACUGACAUUUUCAACUAUUUUUGAUGAUGAGUUAAUGACACCAAUCAAAAAGGAGAAGAAUAAGAUACACAAAUUGGAGAAUAAAUUCAAAAACAUUUUGAAUUCUUCAGCCUCGAAUGACUUAGUAACUAAAUUGAAUGACGUCAAUGAAAUUGAGGGUGGAAAAGAAGAAGACGGUGAUGAAGUUAUUUCUGUGAACAAUGGACCUAGAGCUACUUCGUCGCCAUCAGCAAUUAAGUUAAACACUAAUUCCAAAUAUAUUGAAAACUUUGAUAAUGAAGAUGAUGGUGUCAGAAGUGAAAGUGAACUGGGUAAAGAUCCAAAAGAGAAAAAAUCAAAGCCUGAUACAGAAAGUCCAUCACCGGAAUUCACUCCGCAAAGAAGGCCAAGAAUGACGAGAAGCGUGACCUCUUCAGGUGGACAAAAUACUUCGAUUGGUGCUAACUCCACAUUGACCUCACCAACAAUGUUAAUGAUGAAUAAAAGAUCGAAUAGUAUCGAUCCACACCAGUCACCAACUAAUACAAACAAAAUUAGAAGAAUUAAAAAGAUCAAACAGGUAACGAAAUCUAUUGGGUCAAAUGACAAUACCUCAAGCCAAAUCAAGAAAGAGAACUCAAUAUUUGACGAUGAAGUCUCUGACGAUGAAAUUGAGACUAGCUUUAACAUUUUGAAUAAAUUUGAAGAUUCAAAUUUCACAAACGAUGCUGCUAACACAUCAAUUGCCGUGUCGAAAAAGAUUCGAAAGUUAGAGGAUGUUGAUGACGAAACCGCAAAGGACAAUGAAGACGAACCAGUGAAGAAGAAAAGAAACGUUUUUACAAUCGAAUAA